Aureobasidium subglaciale EXF-2481 is the source of this 842-nucleotide messenger RNA. RefSeq lists its product as uncharacterized. Bases 297 to 779 code for a protein of 160 amino acids. The transcript has a single exon. NCBI's taxonomy places the organism in Eukaryota, Fungi, Ascomycota, Dothideomycetes, Dothideales, Saccotheciaceae. The record is from RefSeq and is a predicted model, not a curated record.
UUACCUGUUCGUGUGCCUCAAAACCAUAUCACUGUAUCAAGGAAGCAGUAUCCGAGAUUCUUGCAUCGACCUUCCCUUUUGUGUGCGUUUAGCUCCCACAAAAACCUUGGCCUCCACAAUCGAGUGGAAAAGACGAACCCUCGAGCCGGGAUGCAACGUCGUAUCUACCUCUUCAGACUUUCAAGCUUGUCCAUUCGCCAUGAACUAUCGCACGUGUCUGUUCGUCCAAGCGUUUUCCUGCAAUGACAUCUUUUUUCUGUCUACCGGCCGAAUCGCAUCUUUCCCUUUGAUUCUUCAUGCAAGAUCCCAAAGCUUGUAGAAACCAGCACGGAGUAAUUAUAUGCGACCUCGGCAGUUCUCCUCUACUAAUCUCAUGGUCGGUGCUGGUGUUUAUGUGGAGGUUUUUUUCCUCUUUGAAACUUGAGGCUCUGCUCCUUCCUUUGCUUUCUGCUCUUUUUUUUGGUGCGACGUGUGACUUGUUUGCCAUGACCUCCAAUGAUAUUGCUUUCGGAGGGUGUAGAGGGUUUCGGAAGAUGGGCUUUUGUGCCCUCUUGUGGUUUAGAUGCUGUGACUUGAAACAUAGGGUUGAGGCUCUCAAUUCGGGUAGAUGUUCAAGUGCCUUUUGGAGCGCGAGAAGAUUUUGUGUUUCGAUUUACGAGCAUCUAGACUUUUUUUUGUGCCAUGACAAGUCUAAGCUUUUUUACAAUGUAAGAAAGAAGAGAUGUCGAAAAAGGAAAAUGGUCUGUUACGAGCUACUUCGUCCGAGGAACGUGGGUUAACCUUACUUUCUGUUGCAUGGAGUGAACAGCCGUUCUUGAUUUUACUGGAGGAUGGCGGAGUAG